Formica exsecta is the source of this 1372-nucleotide messenger RNA. RefSeq lists its product as uncharacterized. The transcript is spliced from 2 exons. The record is from RefSeq and is a predicted model, not a curated record. NCBI's taxonomy places the organism in Eukaryota, Metazoa, Arthropoda, Insecta, Hymenoptera, Formicidae. The coding region runs from base 543 to 1103 and encodes 186 amino acids.
CCAUAAAUAUUGAUAAUAACAGUAUAUUUAAAAUAUGCAACGUCUAAUGAAUUUUUGGCACGCGAAGACCUUGUAAGAUAGGAGAGGCUAUCCCUGCUGCUAUUACUAUGUAUUUUCUUUCUUAGUUUGUAACACAUAUAACAAUUUCUUGCUCUAAAAAAUAUAUUGUAUAUUAAUUUUAUUGACAACUCAUAAUGAAUUAUAAAUGAAUUACACGGGAAAAAAAAAAUAAACUUGUGAAUAUUACAAUGGCUCUUUAUAAUAUGCCUUUUUAUUCGACCAGAGAAAACUGUUUGUUAGAAAGCGUGAGUUUAUUAUGUGAUUAAAUACGAUAAUUAUUGUUUUAAUUGAAUAUGCACAUAUGCAUUUAUCCAUUUACAAAUAAUCUCUCUUUUUUUUUUUAAGAUAACUCUUUUGUUAAUGAAUUUACUUAUAUAUUCAUACAUUUGGUAUAUUAAAUAUUAACAUACUUCUGUAUUCAGUAAACAUGUUGGUAGCAUUAUUUGUAUAAUUGUUUAUAUUAUGACAUAUCAAAGUAUGAUAUGAAAAUGAACGAUAACAGCAAGUCGAAUGCAAUAAUAGAUAUAAAACGCAGGUUUCUAUCCGAAUGCACUGUACUAGAUGAUACGAAAAUUAUACUCAGGAAAGUACGUUCUGAGCCCGAAUUGGAAAAUAUUACAAAUUAUGAUGAUAUAUGUGGACCUUGGCAAUUUCAUAAUGUACCAUUGCAUAGUCAAUACGAUUGUCUACCUUCCAAAUUGAUAACGUCCGAAGAUGUAGCUUGCAUGAGAAAGCAGAGGGACAAAAAAUUAAUUUUACUAUUUCUCGGUAAAAAUUCGCAUUUUGCUUUAGAAAGAAUACUUUUGUUUAAUUACACAAUUGUCUCCUUUUAUGCAAUUUAUGUAAUAACUUACAGCUAUAAAGGAAUAAUAUUGCAUUUUAGAAAGAAGCUAUUCAAUGAUCAACAAAUUUCUACAGUUAUAGAAUUAAUAAUUUCGACUCAUAACUUUUUUCUUGCAAACUAUUGGAACACAGCUGAAGAACCAUAUAAAUAUUUCUUCGAACAUCUUCUUUUAUAUACCGUUAUGGUAAUUGUCUUAUAAUCGAAGUUUAAUUAUAAUAUACUGUAAUUAUAAUGUAUAUAUUAAUUUAUGUUGUACAUAUAAUAUAUAUUUACUCAGUAUCCUCAACAAUUCUAGGAUCCACCAUACUGUGCAGAAGUAUUCACACCAAACCAAGCUGAAAUAAUACUUGAAUUUUUUCACAAAAUAUAUAUAGAAAAUAUCGUGUUACUACAUCUUGUUUAUAUGACUCAUUACUGUAUUGUUGUGCAGCAGUGAUAAACAUAUUUGUACAUGUUACAAGAAACGUU